Messenger RNA from Apodemus sylvaticus (European woodmouse), 5555 nucleotides. It is a transcript of the gene Fam171b, whose product is annotated as family with sequence similarity 171 member B. The record is from RefSeq and is a predicted model, not a curated record. The coding region runs from base 104 to 2581 and encodes 825 amino acids. The transcript has 8 exons. NCBI's taxonomy places the organism in Eukaryota, Metazoa, Chordata, Mammalia, Rodentia, Muridae.
AGCGAGCGUGCGAGCGAGCGGGUGCGGCCGGGUUCCGCAGCCCUGGCGCCCGCCGCCGCCCGCAGCCCCGCAAUAUGCCUCCGUGGCUCCCUGGCUCUUCGCCAUGGCGAGGCUCUGCCGGCGCGUCCCCUGCGCCCUGCUCCUCGGCCUGGCCGCGGUGCUGCUGAAGGCGCGGCUGGUCCCCGCGGCCGCUAGAGCCGAACUCAGCCGCUCCGACCUCAGCCUCAUCCAACAGCAGCAGCAGCAGCAGCAGCAGCUGCAAGAGCAAAAGCAGCGGGAGGAGGCGGAGGAGGAGACGCCGGAGGUGCCUGGGGCAUCCUCUACUUCGGCGGCUCCAGUGUCGGUAUUCAUGCUGAAAGUCCAGGUCAAUGACAUCAUUAGUCGCCAGUACCUGAGCCAAGCAGUUGUGGAGGUGUUCGUUAACUACUCGAAGACAAGUUCUACCGUAACUAGGAGCAAUGGAGCAGUAUUGAUUAAAGUACCCUACCAAUUAGGACUCAGCUUAACCAUCAUUGCUUACAAAGAUGGCUAUGUCUUGACACCUCUGCCUUGGAAAACUGGAAGGAUGCCAAUAUAUUCUUCAGUUACACUUUCACUGUUCCCGCAAAGCCAAGCAAAUAUAUGGCUCUUUGAAGAUACCGUUUUGAUUACUGGAAAAUUAGCUGAUGCCAAAUCUCAACCAAGUGUUCAGUUUUCAAAAGCCUUCAUUAAACUUCCUGACAACCAUCACAUCAGCAACGUGACUGGCUAUCUAACAGUUCUACAACAGUUUUUAAAGGUGGACAAUUUUCUGUAUGCGACUGGAGUCACUUUUAAAUCAGGUUUAGAAAACAUUGAGUUGACUCCUCUUGCUGCAAUAUGUGUGAAAAUAUAUUCUGGAGGAAAAGAAUUAAAGGUGGAUGGCUCCAUCCAUGUUUCUCUUCCUCUCGUACAUACAAGUAAUGUGAACAUAGGAGAUCGGAUACCUGCUUGGACAUUUAAUAUGGACAUAGGUGCGUGGGUGCAUCAUGGCUGGGGAACAGUCAAGGAACAUAACAGUCAUUUGAUCUGGACCUAUGAUGCACCACAUCUGGGCUACUGGAUAGCAGCUCCAUCCUCAGUCACUAUAGGUUCCGGUAUAAAUGAAGAUUUCCAGGACAUCACUGCCUACCACACAGUGUUCCUUACAGCCAUAUUAGGGGGAACAAUCGUCAUCAUCAUUGGGUUUUUUGCUCUGCUGCUUUGUUAUUGCAGGGGGAAGUGUGGAACACCACAGAAAAGAGAAAGAAAUAUCACUAAGCUUGAGAUCCUCAAGAGAGAUCAGACAACGUCAACAACACACAUAAAUCAUAUCAGUUCAGUCAAAGUUGCAUUAAAAGCUGAAGAUAAACCACAGUUGUUUAAUGCCAAAACCUCCUCCUACAGUCCCCAGAAAAAGGAAACCACAAAGAUGGAGGCAGAAGAAAGAAUUUCCAUGGUGAAAACUCGGGACAACUUUAAAAUAUACAAUGAAGAUGUUUCCUUUCUGUCAGUCAAUCACAAUAAUUAUUCAAGAAACCCAACACAGUCUUCGGAGCCUAGUAUAGGAAGCAAACAGCCAAAGCAUAUUAAUAACAAUCUCUCUCCGUCGCUAGGCGAUGCUCAGGAGGAAAAGCGGUAUCUUACAGGGAACGAAGAGGUGUAUGGGCUUUCCCACAUUCCCGAGCAGCUCAUGCACAUCUACAGCCAACCUAUUGCCAUCCUCCAGACAUCAGACCUUUUCUCCAUGCCAGAGCAGUUACAUGCCGCGAAGUCUGCCACUUUACCAAGAAAGGGACAAUUAGUCUACGGCCAGUUGAUGGAACCAGUGAACAGAGAGAACUUUACACAAACAUUGCCCAAAAUGCCAAUGCACUCUCACGUCCAGGCCCCAGAUGCCAGAGAGGAAGACAUCGUCCUUGAAGGUCAGCAGAGCCUGCCAUCCCAGACCUCGGAUUGGAGCCGAUACUCCAACAGCUUGUUGGAGUCUGUGUCUGUUCCUGGAACUCUAAAUGAAGCUGUUGUGAUGACCCCCUUUUCAUCGGAACUUCAGGGAAUUUCAGAGCAGACCCUCCUAGAGCUGUCCAAAGGCAAGCCCUCUCCGCAUCCCAGGGCUUGGUUCGUGUCUCUGGACGGAAAGCCUGUGGCCCAAGUGAGACAUUCCUUCAUAGACCUGAAAAAGGGGAAGAGAACCCAGAGCAAUGAUACGAGUCUAGACUCCGGGGUGGAUAUGAACGAGCUCCAGUCAAGCAGAAAGCUGGAGAGGGAGAAGACGUUCAUCAAGAGCAUGCAUCAGCCCAAGAUCCUUUACCUGGAAGAUUUAGACCUGAGCAGCAGCGAGAGUGGAACCACCGUCUGCUCCCCCGAGGAUCCUGCACUGAGGCACAUCUUAGAUGCGGGGAGCGGGGUUAUUAUAGAGCACCCCCGGGAAGAGUCUCCAGGAAGGAAAAGCACCGUGGAAGAUUUUGAAGCCAACACAUCUCCCACUAAAAAAAGAGGCCGGCCACCGCCACUAGCCAAAAGAGACAGCAAGACUAACAUCUGGAAGAAGCGAGAGGAACGCCCACUGAUUCCCAUAAACUAAUUGCGAGAGCCGUGUAUCUCUGUAGCCUCUGCUUCUUGUAAAUUGCAGUGUGAGCUUCGUAGGAAGCCGAGACUGAGCAAUCUCAUGGGCCAUAGACCCAUCUCAAGCAAAGCGGAUGGUAAAAUAGUAAUUCAAAAAUCAGAAAUGCUUUCUCUGGCCUGUUCCUUUUUUUCUUCAUUGUUUUGUUUUUGGGUGAUGAAGUUAUCACGAUGUAAAAUAAUGUAAAGAUGUUAUCUGAAAAUGUUGCUCAGUUUGCCAACUGGUACUGGCUCUUAAGAAUACAGCUGUGAAAUGUGUACUACAGUUGCUUUCCAAAAUCUUGCCUCUGCCUUGGUCUUAGAAAGGCAGGCACCUUCUUCAGGCCUCACCUUCGUGCAGUGUGACUGUGACGCCCUUUCCUGCCUAUGCUUAAAAACAGCUUCAUAAAUGUUUGUAUGGAUGUUAAAGAUUAAACAGCAUUUUCUUAUUUGAUGGCUUGUGGGUUGUCGCUACCAACGUAAAUCCUGUUCAGGAAGCCCCCAGCUCAUUAGAGAAGGAGACCCAAUUCUGGUUAUUUGGGCAUAUAGGUUUAUAGAGUAAAUAACAUAUUGACUUGUUAGGUAGAAAUUUGAGAAACAAAAAGUCUGAUAUUGUCCUUUUAUUUCGAAUGAAGUGACCUUAGUUACCAGCUGAAAGAAGGCUUUGACUUUAAGGUUCAUGAAUCCGUAAAGGCUAAAAUUGGUUUUUAAUAUGUUUUUGAUAUCUCCCCCAUUCCAAAUCAGUCAUUUAGAGACUAUCAGAUUUGAUUUAAAAAUACAAAAAUUUCCUUAGAGUGCCGAAAAACGAAUAGACUGUAGAGACAAAGGAAAAUGGAUAUUCUGUAUAAUUGGGCAGGAAAAGAAAGACCAGUUUCCAGAUAUGAAAAAUAAAAUCUCCAGGCUUUGAGUUCCAUUGCUAAAUGUUGACACUUUGGAACGACGCUGGAGAGCAGUCUGGGGAUUCCAGGGGACGUGCUCUUUGUCUCCUGAGCUUGUGUAGCCUCCCUUGCAGUGUCAGGAGUUUACAACUGUUCUCUCAGCGUGGACUCAGGAGCUGUUUUCAAUUACCUGUCCUCCACUCUUCUAAACAGAAGGGCUCUCUAGUAGCAUCAACCAUCCUGUUUUACUUAAACAUUCUGCAUCAACCAUCCUGUUUUACUUAAACAUUCUCACGAGGACAUUCAUGCAAGCAGCUCCCCCUUUCUUUUGGCGGGAAAAAAUGGCUCUUCUCACCCCCUACCACAUGAGCAAAUUCAAGCCACCUGAAUAAGUCUGAGGAAACUAAAACAGACACUCAAACUUUGUAAAACAGUAGCUGGACGAUGGAAGUCAGCAGCUUUUCUCCCUGAGACACAGACUUCAGCCAGUUUUUGCUAAAAUCACUUCUGAAGUAUCUGUCUUAAUUCCCUUGGCUUUCUGCAUUUAACCCAAAGAAUGCAAAGACCUUUGCCUAUGUUUCUUGUAUAUUACCCCUCUCCAUAUAUGUUUGGGUAACACAUAAACUUACUACUGGGGGUAGAGUGAUACAGCUCAUGUUUAGAGGAGGCUUUUUUAUUGGUUCUACACAGAAAUCGAUCAUACGCAGCAUGAAGACGAACAAAAAAUAUGACUUGGAGAAGUAUAAGGAGUUAGUGCUCUGUGGAAGUGCCUUUGACUCAGACUUGCAUUAGGAGGAUUAAGAACAUCUUUCUUCCGUGUACAUUUUGUUAGCCAAAUUCAACAGAUGUGCAGUUAUUAAGAGAUAUAGACCUAGUGUUUCAUGUUGGAACAAGGAAUUUUGCAUGUAAGAUUUUCUUUCUGCGUGUUGUUUUUCGAAUCCAUAAGAUUCGAAAUUGCUUAUGUUGGAAUGAGGUUAGGAACGACAUAGUUAAAUACUGCACCUGUUCAACACUUUAAGUGUGUAUCCUCACCUUUAAAAGGGUUUCAUGUCUCAACUGGGCAAGGAAAUACACAUAUAAACAUGUGCAUAUAUGGCCCAAGUAUGCCAGUGACUUCGCUCAUUCUUGUCUAAGGGAAAUGAGAUGAGGUAUCCUAAGGGCUUUUAUAGAAUUUUAAUUUCACAAAAUACUUAAAAAGAAAACCACUGCAGUGCUGUUUUUUGAUUAGGAAUGUUAGGCAGUUUAUCUUUCCUGAUCAGAGGAAUGUGACUUCUCAUUAGUGAGCUAUUCACAACUCCUGGUAAAAAGCUGAAGCCAUCUGUCUACCUUUUCUUAACCCAAGUGAUAAACCAACACUACUCACUACUUUCUUAAAUUUUUAAAUUGAAAGUCAACGCAGACUUUUGCAUAUAUAAACUAGAGAAUUUUGGUUACAAAUUGUUGACCUUUGUGGGUCCUUUGUAUAUAGUUUGGAAAAAUCUUGAAGGCAAAGCUAUCAAUUAACCGAUGGAGUCAUUUACUAAAUAAAGCACAACUAUGUGCAGUUUUGACUACACACGAACUUGAAACUUUAUAAAACCCAUUUUUAUGACUUUGCAGUUGAAUAGGGAUCAUGCCCUUUUAUAAUUCACAGUAUGCCACAAAGAUUGCAAACACUGAGGUAUAGUAAAUCUCUGCUUUGCUUUGUCAGUUACUGUCAGGUGGGUUUCUAUGGAUUUGAAUCCUUCACUAUCAAUAUCCAUGAUAAGGUUUUAGACAUUUGGAGGUCAAAUAUUGUCCUUCGAAACUUCCCAGAAAGGUAAAAUUCAAAACUCCAUAUUUAUUUCUAUGGCUUGAGUUACUCUUUGUUGUGUGCAGACAUUAUAAAGAGGUCCACUUGGUUUCGACUUCAGAUCCAGAGCUGACGUCUUGCCCGCUUGUUCCCAGGCGUCUCCUUAGUCUUUUUCCUUUGUCUUCUUUCAUCACAGAAGUCUCAUGUUUUGGUGUAUUUAUUGCUGUUACUGUAUUUCUUGAACAGUCUGAAGAUUUGUAAAAUGUUACAAACAGUUCUUUAAGGAUAAUAAAAUCAGUUUAAAUGUA